Molecule: messenger RNA, 231 nt
Organism: Pyricularia oryzae 70-15
Lineage: Eukaryota; Fungi; Ascomycota; Sordariomycetes; Magnaporthales; Pyriculariaceae
Exons: 2
Source: RefSeq, a predicted model, not a curated record
AACGGCUGUGACAGUCCAAGGAUCUCCAACCGAAGGGGAGGUGGGGGUUACCGGUAUGCGAGCUUUGCGGCUUAUCAAAGGGGGAAAGCUGUUCGAGUGACGGGUGGAUCGAGGGUUCUUGUUGCUGCGGACAGAUACCGGAAUUAUGCUAUGAUUUCGGGAUGCCUUUCUGUUGUUUCUGACUUCUAUGGGCACCGUCCUGCGAUCAUGAUUCACCGCAGGAUUUCCUAG